This is a messenger RNA of Chenopodium quinoa (quinoa), 1031 nucleotides long. RefSeq lists its product as uncharacterized. Gene Ontology annotation, cellular component: ribosome. Lineage: Eukaryota; Viridiplantae; Streptophyta; Magnoliopsida; Caryophyllales; Amaranthaceae. The transcript is spliced from 4 exons. Gene Ontology annotation, biological process: translation. The record is from RefSeq and is a predicted model, not a curated record. Gene Ontology annotation, molecular function: structural constituent of ribosome. Bases 239 to 757 code for a protein of 172 amino acids.
UCCAAGGAUGCAAAGGCGACCCUUGAGCCACUGCACCUGAAGGUCCUCGGGUAGAGUUUGCUAAUUGAACUUGGGUUGGAGCACCAUAUUACAUAAACAGGCCCAUUAAAACCCCAGAAGAACACACAAACCCAAACAGCUAUAACCAGCAAAUUCAAGCACAAACCAUCGAUAGGUUUUAGCAGUGAGGUGAGAGAAAGUGUGCUGUAAUACUGCAGGCAAACUAAGAUCAAUUACAAUGCAGAGAUGGUGUUCCAAGCUUCGAACUUUGGCUAAUCUCCCAACAACAAUUAGAGCUUCAUCUUCUUCUUCUCUUUCAAUUCAUCGCUUUUACUACCAGUCUUCCUCUAAUUUUCAGCGCCCAUUUUCACCAUUUUCAACAAUUUCUUCCCAAUUACACUCCCAUUUCAAUGCUUCUGCUUAUCUGCCGCUUCCUACAAAUGGGGUUUCCUUUUUACUCUCUCCUCCUCCAUAUGUGCAAGUGAGGAGUUUUUCGGCUAAAUCCAAGGAGAAGAAGUGGAAGAAGCUUACACCAGCUACUUCAAGAGUCAAGAAGAUCAAAAUUAAGGGUUAUUCGUCUUUCAAGAGAAGAUUCAAGACUUUGAAUGACGGGACAAUUAGGCGAUGGAGGGAAGGCAAGCGGCAUAAUGCACAUUUGAAGUCAAAGAAGUCCAAGAGAAGACUCAGAAAACCCGAGAUUGUGCCCGCAGCUUAUGCAAAAGUCAUGAAGAAGCUCAACUUUUGUUCAAAUUUCUGAAACAAUCAAGUGGAAAAAAGAGUUUUUGUUAACCACUGCCUUCUUUUUUGGCGAUGAAGUUCCCCUUCAGGCUUCAAAUAUUGGAUUUUACGCAUUUCUUCAAUAUCCAAGAUCCUAGUUACUCUUGUCCCUUAAGAAACCAUUUACCUUUACUGCUAUCGAUUUAUGCAUGAACUAUAAAUAUUCUAGUAAACCUACAUAGAAUCUUGGAAUGUAUUUAUGUCUUGUUGCAAAUUACAAUUCCUACCUAAUAAGAACACCUUUUUCCGAGACA